AUGGCAACAGCCAACAGCCGCCCGGCCCGGCCCUGCCCGGCUCGGCGACCCGGCACCGCGCCCGCCCAGGGGCCGCCGCGCCCCGGCCCCCGCCGCGGCCCGACCCCCCCGCGGCUGCAGGUCGUGCGGCACCGGCCACGGUGGGCACAGCGAAAAGGCCGGAGCAGCGACAGAGCAGCAAUGGAGCACCGCUGCGAGCGACUCGGCUCGGAGGUUGCAAAUUACCGUGUGAACGCGUUCAGUACCCUUUUCCACAUUUGUGUCAACUCUGAGCCUGAUCUCCUGUUGGGCUUUCUGGACAGUCUGGACCCAGAGAUGUUUCUCAGAUGUGCUGAUUCAGAAUCAACCUGCCUGGAAAAGCUGGAGAAAGAGAUCUUUGGAGAAACAAAUUCCAUAUCGACCUCCAUCUCUCCUCCUUUGGGGUCCCCAUCAGCUAAGCUGGAGGCCAUUGAUGAAUUGAUAAGGUUUGAUCAUGUAUAUACAAAGCCCCUAAUACUGGAGAUUCCUGUUGAAGCAAGCAACCAAACCAAUAUGCUAGUGAAAAUUGAGAAAGAAUCUCUCUUGUCAUCUGAAGACGAGGCUAUCCCUGAGGUCCCAGUGUCUGUGAAGGAGGAACCUGUAGACAGCUUCAUGCCUGAACUGGGCAUUUCUCAUUUGCUUUCUUCUCAUCGUAGCCUUGAAGCCUCAAACUACUUGUUGGAUGCCUGUAAUGACUCUGGGUAUGAAGGAUCCCUGUCGCCCUUCAGUGACAUGUUCUCUCCACUUGGCACUGACCAUGUGUGGGAGAAUAGCUUUGCUAGUGAACUCUUUUCCCAGCUGAUCAGUGUUUAACUUGGUAGUGUUAACUCCCCUUGGGUAACUGUCCUGGCAGAUAUCAGCAUAUGCCCCUUUGUGAUGUGUGUAUGGGGAAAAUCAAGUGUAUUCAGAAAAGUGUUGCUCUCUUCUACCCACGCUAUUAGAUGGAGUAAUGGUAUGAAAAAACACAGGGUGUCAUGCCCUGCCCCCCCCAUCAGUGUUGGCUUAUGAGGGAGGAAACUUUGUUUCUCAAUAACUUGC
Molecule: messenger RNA, 1056 nt
Organism: Neopelma chrysocephalum (saffron-crested tyrant-manakin)
Lineage: Eukaryota; Metazoa; Chordata; Aves; Passeriformes; Pipridae
Exons: 2
Coding region: 1-831 (276 amino acids)
Source: RefSeq, a predicted model, not a curated record